AUGAACCCCGCGAAGUGUGUUUUCUUCGCGGAGGCCGGUGAUUUCCUUGGUUUCCUAGUGCAUCAAAGAGGCAUCGAAAUCCCAAAAGACAAGGCACAGGCGGUAAUCACCGCUUCGCCCCCCACCACCAAAAAGGAGCUCCAACAGCUGCUCGGGCGAAUCAACUUUCUCCGCCGUUUCAUAUCAAACGCAGCAGGAAAGGUCCAGCCUUUUUCGCCCCUCCUCAAGCUCCAGGGGGCAACCGAGUUCGUCUGGGAACCACAACAUCAACAGGCCUUCGAUCGGAUCAAGGACUACCUGACGAACCCACCAGUCCUGAUCCCACCUCGCGACGGGUGCAAGCUGCGCCAUUACAUGCUUGCCUUUACCACGGUUGUGAUCGCUCAAUCCGACCUGAUCAAAUACAUGCUCUCCCGCCCUAUCCUGCGGGGACGCAUCGGCAAGUGGAUCUUAGCCAUGUCCGAAUUUUCGUUGCAAUAUGUUCCGCAAAAGGCAGUAAAAGGACAGGCAAUAGCAGACUUUCUCGCUCAUCACCCACCUUCAGAGCUCACGGCGUUUCGCGAGUUGGAAUUCGCUACCGUGACACUCGCUCCAUGGACCCUGUACUUUGAUGGUUCACGAACUGAUACCGCGGCCGGAGCCGGGAUAGCCAUAGCCAAUCCCGCUGAAGAUCGCUUCUCCUACUCGUUCCAGCUCGAUUUCAAAUGGACCAACAACCAGGCUGAGUACGAGGCGCUGAUCAUCGGCCUAGAGAUUUUGUUGGAUUUAGGAGUCCGCGAGGUUCAGAUCUUUGGCGAUUCUUUGUUGGUCGUUAACCAACUGGUGGAAAAGUUUAAGUGCUUUAGCUCGUCCAUUGAGCCAUACCUGCGCAAGGCAUUUGAGGUGUUGGACCGAUUCGAUGACGUCUACAUCGAGCACAUACCACGUGAGUUCAACUUCGCCACCAACGAGCUCGCCCAAGUAGCGUCCGGUCUCAGCCUGUGCGACGGCGUGCGCGAACGUUUGCUCAAAGUCGAACGCCGCACGCUUCCCUCUUUCAUCGCUAGGGGGCAAUUUCAGGCCGACACCCCCGAAGUUGCGGCUUUGGACCCUAUCGACGAGGAUUGGCGGCUACCAUUUAUCGCCUACCUCCAGAACCCCAACGACGCCGCUCACUCCAGGCAAAUACGUUUCCUCGCCUUAAACUUUGUUUUACGCAAUGGCGAACUCCGGCGGCGUGGGGAAGACGGAAACGAUUUCCGCUGCGUGUAUGGGAACGAAGCUAAACGUAUCAUGCGCGAAGUCCAUUGUGGAGUUUGCGGUUCGCACCAGGCUGGGCCAAAAAUGCGUUGGUUAAUCCGUCGCCAUGGGUACUACUGGCCAACCAUUCUGAAAGACUGUAUUACCUUCGCCAAAGGUUGCCAAGACUGCCAGGCUCACGGACCAGUGCAACAUAUUCCCAACAUCCCGUUGCAGCCUAUCAUUAAACCUUGGCCGGGUCGCGGUUGGGCGAUAGAUUUCGUUGACAUCAUUCAUCCCCAUUAUUCUGAGCAGCAUAAGUUCAUUAUCGUCGCCACCGAUUUCUUUACCAAAUGGGUCGAGGCCGAACCACUCAAGGUUGCCUCCGCCAACUCGGUGCGCAACUUUAUUUUCCGCAAUAUCAUCUCUCGCUUUGGUAUCCCGGAGUGCAUCGUUACGGAUAGGGGGGCAGCUUUCAUAGCUGAUUCAGUUGUUAAGUACUUAAACGACUACGGAAUCAAGCUUCUCCGCUCUACGCCAUAUUAUGCACAGUCCAACGUCCAGGCGGAGGCUAGUAAUAAAGUCAUCCUUGGCAUCCUCCGCAAGAUGUUGGAGUUGAACCCGCGUGUCUGGCAUGAGGAACUCUACCACACCUUGUGGGCUUACCGCACUUCAAAGCGCGGCCCGACGGAUACCACCCCGUACGCUCUCAUGUACGGCCACGAUGCCGUCCUUCCCCUUGAGAUCAAUAUCGCUUCACUCCGCGUUCAGGAACAGCAUCAACUACUUGGCGAGGAUUACGUCCAGGUCAUGUGGCAGGAACUUGAUCUUGACGAGCACUGCGUCACCGCUUUCAACAAUCUCAUCCUCGAGACAACGCAUCGCACGUUCGUAUGA
This is a messenger RNA of Fragaria vesca subsp. vesca, 2115 nucleotides long. RefSeq lists its product as uncharacterized. Gene Ontology annotation, biological process: DNA integration. The transcript is spliced from 2 exons. The record is from RefSeq and is a predicted model, not a curated record. Gene Ontology annotation, molecular function: RNA-DNA hybrid ribonuclease activity; nucleic acid binding. Bases 1 to 2115 code for a protein of 704 amino acids. NCBI's taxonomy places the organism in Eukaryota, Viridiplantae, Streptophyta, Magnoliopsida, Rosales, Rosaceae.